AUGGCAUCCCAUGCACACCAAUAUCCCCUGGUCAAGCUACCACACCCUUACUUGACCUCAUAUCGCGUGAACACCAUCGGGGGAUCGACACCCGCUAAGCGCACCCUGACACUCGAUGAGCAACCCGCCAAUGGCCGAUCGUUGCCCAAAUCGUUGCAUUCAGAUUCACUGUCCUGGCUCGACUUGACCUUCAUUCCCAAGACAGAACAGCCACCUAUCUCAGAUAACACACCAUGGGGCCGCGCGCGUCGCAGCCCGCAGACUGCUUUCCAAUGGACCGGUAGCUCUGCGCCUUCUCUGGCCCAAAUCUGGAAUGUGGUUCACGCAAUCUACCUCGGUCAUCCCACAAUUGAAUACUUCCGAUUGACCCUAUCAGGCACAGAGAAGGAAGUCAUCCAAGAAGAGCUUUUGAACACUGGACUGGCGAUUCAGCACCCAAAGAACCUUCGGGAUCGUGAAAACAAGGCGUUGGAGUUCGAUGAGCUGCUCGUCCUCCGCAGUGCCUUCUGGCAAGGCGCUGCUUCCCCAAUGGGUCCGCGACCCAUCUGGGUGGUUGGAGACGGUACUGACGGUCCUUUGCGAGAGCCUCUCUCGCAAUUCCCCGUCAUGCCAGAGAACUACCAAAUCACAAACAAGUUCCCCGAGGAACCAGUGUACACACGUCACCCAACCCGUCGUCCCAAGCCACACCCUGGAUCCAUUACCUACAGUCGCUAUAUUCCCGAGAUCAACGAGCACUUCUCACUGGAGGUAGUGGACUGGGAGAGCGCAGAGCACGUCCAGCUGUUCAACAAGUGGCAGAACGAUCCCCGAGUCGCCGCAGGAUGGAACGAGACCGGAACCAUCGCAGAGCACACCGAGUACCUGCGUAAACUGCACUUUGAUCCCCAUGUGCUUUGUUUGUUUGGCCGUUUCAACGAUACCCGUUUCUCUUACUACGAGCUCUACUGGUCCAAGGAGGACCACUAUGGUGCGCACUACGAUGCCGGUGACUACGAUCGCGGCCGCCACUCUCUUGUGGGUGACUCGAGCUUCCGAGGCGCUCACCGCGUCAACGCUUGGUACUCUAGCUGCAUUCACUACGUCUUCUUGGACGACCCCCGAACUGCAAAUGCCGUCGGUGAGCCCAAGGCUAGUGGCUCCAUUAUUCUCUCAUACGAGAAUGCUCAAGGCCUGACUAUCGGCAAAUAUGUCGACCUCGGACAUAAGCGUUCCGUGCAUUCCAUCUGCAGUCGCGAAAAGUGGUUCCAGCUAUGUCCUCUCUUCUGGGACGGACGCGAGCGGCCUCUGGAAUCUGCCGACCGCGCGGCGUGGAACGCUAAGUUGUAG
Messenger RNA from Penicillium salamii, 1329 nucleotides. NCBI's taxonomy places the organism in Eukaryota, Fungi, Ascomycota, Eurotiomycetes, Eurotiales, Aspergillaceae. The record is from the annotation of a GenBank genome assembly.